Messenger RNA from Chironomus riparius, 768 nucleotides. Lineage: Eukaryota; Metazoa; Arthropoda; Insecta; Diptera; Chironomidae. The record is from the annotation of a GenBank genome assembly.
AUGGAUAAGUGGAGUGGAAAGACAGCAAUUGUGACGGGUGGAUCAUCAGGAAUUGGUGCAGCAGUCGCAUCAGAAUUACUAUGCAAUGGCAUGAUUGUAAUCAACUUGGAUAGAAACAUAGAUGAGACGAUGGUUGAAGAAAUAAACAAUAAGAUGUCCACCGGAGGUGGAAAGCUGUAUGCAAACAAAUGUGAUAUAUCAGAUAUGAAGUCCCUUAAGGAGACAUUCAAAUGGAUUGAAGAGACGUUCUCGUCUGUGAAUGUUCUCGUAAAUUGUGCAGGUCUUGGACAUAAUAUACCCGUAUUAAGUGACAGAGAUGAUGCAACCGAGAAGAUAAAUGACACGAUUGAUGUGAAUUUUACUGCUUGUAUUCAUGCUACACGUGAAGCUGUGAGAUUGAUUAAAAAAUCUCAAGAUUAUGGAAUGAUUAUUAAUGUUGCAUCGCUGUUCGGUCACAUUAUUCCAUUUCCAAUUGUUGGUAAUGUUUAUGCAGCAACGAAAUAUGCUGUUCGUGCAUUUUCUGAGAUUGUGCGACAAGAAUUAAUUAUCAGCGGAUGUGAAAAAAUUAAAAUAUCCAACAUAAGUCCAGGAACUGUGAAGACAAAUGUGCGAGUGACAGGUGGGUGGGAAAAUACAGAAGAAUUUUACAAGAACCGACCAUACUUGGAACCAAAGGAAAUUGGAAGUGCUGUUUUAUAUUUGCUAAGCACGCCUUACAAUGUUAAUGUCACUGAACUUACUAUACGACCUGUGGGCGAGAAAUUUUGA